AUGCGCGUCGUAGCUGCCCUGCUCUGCGUUGUGUCACAGCAGGCCUGGAUGGUGAACGCCAACGUCGAGAAGACAAUUUUCCUCGGUCCCAGCGCUGUGACGCUGCCUGAUAUCCGCCCCAGCUUAGAAGACUUGCGCCUGCACUCGCUAUCGAACCUUGAACCUAUCCUGCCCACCCAGCUUCCGGUGCAGUUCCCCUCGCACACGAACCCCCACGGCAUCGAGUCCUGGUACCUUCUGAGUGGCCUAGAAGAGGGCCGAAGAUACGAGGUUCGCAUAUGCUGGCCAGCGACUUCACCAACAGACUUCUGGCUCGACACCUACUCAAUCGCACAAGUCUUCGAUACCCCAAACCUCAUAUCAUCUCUCGCAAGCUACAGUGAACAAUUGGCUGAGCCGCAUCUCAAGAGUAGCUUGGACACGCAGAGAACGCUGAAAGAAGCCCAAUCAAUACUGUUCUUGAGAGUCCAGGCAGCAGCGUCGUAUUACUCGACUAACCGCUCGUUGAUGGAACGUCCGCCACUAGUCGAUGUAGAUAUCAUUCUCGACCCCUUUCUCCUGAACGUCCUGCCUCGCUCUUUGGUACCGGUCGCUAUAUACAUCACAGCUGUUGCUGUUGCAGCCUGGUUCAUCUCAGGCUACCUUUAUCGCUGGCUGCUCUCGGUCGUUGAGGAACCUCGCGAGAAGCCACAUGCAGACUAA
This is a messenger RNA of Ascochyta rabiei, 702 nucleotides long. RefSeq lists its product as uncharacterized. Lineage: Eukaryota; Fungi; Ascomycota; Dothideomycetes; Pleosporales; Didymellaceae. Bases 1 to 702 code for a protein of 233 amino acids. The record is from RefSeq and is a predicted model, not a curated record. The transcript is spliced from 3 exons. Gene Ontology annotation, cellular component: endoplasmic reticulum membrane; mannosyltransferase complex. Gene Ontology annotation, biological process: GPI anchor biosynthetic process. Gene Ontology annotation, molecular function: mannosyltransferase activity.